This is a messenger RNA of Blepharisma stoltei, 2248 nucleotides long. NCBI's taxonomy places the organism in Eukaryota, Ciliophora, Heterotrichea, Heterotrichida, Blepharismidae. The record is from the annotation of a GenBank genome assembly.
AUGUCAUUAACUGUAGGCAUAGAGAGCAUUUUUUGCUUGGUGCUUAUUACUCUCUCUAUGAUUUUAUCAGUAUACCUUCCAAAAUUUAAGGUAAAUCCAAUUUAGAUAAAUUAUUUGCAUGAAUCUAGCAUAAUUAUAUUGAUUGGAAUUGGACUUGGAGCUAUUAUGGACUCCGCUGGACACACUCUUUCAAAAUUUAGCUCUGAUAUACAUAUUUAAAGAGACUAAAUACAUAAUAAUUCAUUUAAAAAAUCUAAAAAAUUUCUCCAAAACCUUUAUAAUUGUCAUUUUUAUAUAUACAAGUUGCCCUAUGAUGGCACAUUGAGCGCCAUCAUCGGGCAUUUCCUAUAAAAAGCUCUAGAUCUCUCUUAAUCAAUAUAUCUUUUUUGACUUUAUUUUACCACUCCUAAUUUUAGCUGCAGGUUUUAAUAUGAAAAGACGGCGAUUUUUCAGAAAUAUUGGCCCGAUUUUUUUAUUCGGGGUGAUAGGCACUUUUGUGUGUUUUAUUCUAAUUGCAGCGAUGUCUUAUGUAUUAAGUGAAUGGGGAAUUAUAAAUAACUCAGGCCCUACUACAUAUUUGAGUCCUAGUGAAGUGUUAGCUUUAGGAGCUGUUUUAUCUUCUUCUGAUGUAGUUUGUGCCCUUGCUUUGGUUGAAGAAAAUAAAACUCCCAAAUUGCAUUCUAUUUUAUUCCCGGUGAAGAAUUCCUGACCCUUCUGGUAUGUUAUUGGAAUGCUUGCUAGACAAUAAGGCUGCUGGCAUUACCAAUCAAGGGAUUAAAAGGGUGAGCUUCUGUCUAAAACACCCUGCUGAAGGAGAAACGCGUUAAACUCUAAAUAAUUAAUAUAGCAUUCUAUUUUAUUCGGGGAGUCUAUCAUUAAUGAUGCAGUGGCAAUUUUGCUAGUAAACGUGGUCAAAACAGUAAAAUUUACCGAUAUUAACGAAAUUGAGGUAUAGCGCUUUCCCGAGGAUGGCGCGGAAUGGCGCCGUCCUCGGGAAAGUCAACUAAGCAUCCACACGGGAACUGGGAGUUCCACGUCUGGAUGCCAUUUUUGACAUGUGGGAUCCAAACUUCCACAUGUCAAAAUGGCAUCCACACGUGGAACUCCCAGUUCCCGUGUGGAUGCCUUCCUGGCUUUCCCGAGGAUGGCGCCAUUCCGCGCCAUCCUCGGGAAAGCGCUAUAUUUAUAUUUUAUGCUUUGAAUUUUAAAAAAAUUAUAUAUUUUGUAGGCUUAUUUACUUUAGAAAUUAUUAUAGAUCAAAAUAAGUUAAUAUACAACUAAUCCAAUAUCCUUUACUUUUAUUGGAACUUUUCUAUAUGUAAGUAUUACCAGUAUUUUGAUGGGAGUCAUCUUUGGGCUAAUCGCGACUUUUAUGACAAAAAAAUUCUACGAUUUAAGAGAUGAGCCUAGCAAAUCCAUUGGCUUGUUAUUUUAUAUUUCCUUUUUAGGCUAUAUGGUAUCAAAAGCAGUUGAAUUAUCUGCUGUAAUCACACUAUUGGUGAGCGGUAUUAUAUCAGGGCACUAUGCUUGGUAUAAUUUAUCAAAAAUUUCAAGAACUUCUGUAGCUAACGCCUUCGCCUUUAUCGGUGAAGCCUCAGAAGCACUAGUUUUUGCUUAUUUAGGAGUUUCUGCGUUUACUUAUUAUGAAAAUGAUAGAAUGGAAUGGAAUUUUAUAGUCACAGUUUCAGGGGCUAAUGUCAUUGCAAGACUAGUAGCUGUAUUUGGAUUAGUCUGAAUGGUGCAGCUGCUUUCCCGUGGGAAAUUUAAAAUGUCAAUUAGCGCUAUUUCAGUUAUAUGGAUGGGCGGAAUAAUUCGAGGUGCCGUUUCUUUUGCCUUAGUGCUUGAUUUGGAUUUUAAUAAUUCAAAAAUCCUUCGCACGACUGUCUUAGGAGUUGUGAUAGGCACCACAAUUGUUUUUGGAACUAUAUUACCACUAUGAGUACGCCUUGUUAAGCCUGAUGAAGGCUCUGAUGAUCGUGGAACUGAGGUAAAAGAUGACGAAAUUUCCCGUUCUUUAUCAGGCAGGAAAAGUCUAUUUUUAGCACAAGACGAAACCAAAGUGUAUAAAAAUUGAGUCCACAGAAUGUGAAGAAAUAUUGACGACAAAUAUGUAAAACCUUUGUUAAUACAUAAAGAAGCAUUAGAAGAAGUCAAAAGAGAAAAAGAAACCCUGUCUGUUAAGAGUGAAGAGCAAAGGAAUAAUAGCGACAUAGCAUCAGCUAGCACUACUUAUAGAGAGUUACAAUAG